Molecule: messenger RNA, 2140 nt
Organism: Melanotaenia boesemani (Boeseman's rainbowfish)
Lineage: Eukaryota; Metazoa; Chordata; Actinopteri; Atheriniformes; Melanotaeniidae
Product: zinc finger protein 135-like
Exons: 3
Coding region: 85-1248 (387 amino acids)
Biological process (GO): regulation of DNA-templated transcription
Molecular function (GO): DNA-binding transcription factor activity, RNA polymerase II-specific; RNA polymerase II cis-regulatory region sequence-specific DNA binding
Source: RefSeq, a predicted model, not a curated record
AAGACGACAUAUUCAAAACAGAAGCGCCAGCAGGGGCUGCGUUUGUGUGUAUUCAGUUCCAAAUUUUAAGUAGAUAUAGUAAAAAUGUCCCUUCAGCAUCUACGAAAUCUUAUCAAUGAGCGACUAACUGCUGCAGCUGAAGAAAUAUUUACAGAGUUUGAAAAAGUAAUUGUUCAAUAUGAAGUUGAGAUCGACCGUCAGCGCAGGCUUCUGGAAACCUCCAACUUGCUGAAGAUAUUGUCACCUCAGAUAAAGCUACACAGAAUAGACCUUCCACAGCAACAUGAUCUGAAGGAAAAGGAGGUUCAAAUUGGCCAAUAUCACCAGGAUGAGAUCUCCAGCGUGGACCAGGGGAUACAAGUUCCCCCAAAGAUCAAAGAGGAACUACAGGAACUCAGCACCAGUCGAUAUGGAGAACAGGUUGUACUGCAGGAGGAGGCUGAUACCUUUAUGAUGACCCCUAUUUAUGAAGUAAGUCACCAGAAUGAGCCAGACUUUCUGCUGGGUCAGGAGGAACAAGUUCCUCAAGGGAUCAAAGAGGACCGGGAUGAACUCGGGAUCAGUCAGCAGGAAGAGCAGCUCGUACAGACGGAAAAUGUUGAUACCAUUACGAUGGCCCCCGUUCAUGGAGGAAGUCACCGUACUGAACCGAAGUUUCUUCUGGACCAACAGAAACAAGUUCCUCCAACAAUGAAGCCUUUAUCUUGCGAAAUAUGUGGGAAAGGUUUUUCUCGUAGUUCCUUUUUCUAUAAACACAUGAGAAUUCACACAAAAAAGACGCCUUAUUUUUGUUCAAAGUGCUGCAUGUAUUUUAAAAAGAACAGCAGUUUACUCAACCACCAGAGGUAUCAUGUGGAUAACAUGCCGUUUGCUUGUGAGACAUGUGGUCGGGGUUUCAGAGUGCUUGGUGGUUUAACAAGGCACAGACGUCAUAGGGCCAGAAAUCCGUAUCCUUGUGAAAUAUGCUGUAACUCUUUCAUACAGGAGAAGAACCUCAACAAGCACAAGCUCAUUCACAAAGACCUUUCACAGAAGGAGGUUCGUGCUGACCAACAUAUGUGGACCCAGGCUGAGAGCGUCCGCCCGUCUCACGCUGACCAGCACCUCCCUUCUACAACUUCUUCUACUGAAAGUCGGGAUCUGAUGGGAGGCAAUUGUGUAGUAUCUGGAUCGGUUGUAGAUUCAGAACAGAAGACUGAGACAAGUCUCUGUGCUCACAUGACCAGUGCAGACCCCUCCCCUGUCUGAUUACGGCGAUUCUGACACAGCUACCAAGUCUCCGAAAUGUGAUGUUUGUGGAAACACCUUUAGGAUAAGAUACCAGCCAACUAGCCAGUACAGAAUUCACACAGGUAUGAACCAUGCAUGUACAGUAUGUCACAGAAGUUUCUUUGUUAGGAGUCGUUUGAUUAACUCACAGGCGAGAAGCCAUAUUCUUGCAAAAUAUGUGGGAAAUGUUUUGCUGUUAGUUGGAGAUUGUCUGCCCACAGAAAAACGCACUCAAACUAGGGGCCUUAAAUUUACCAGAAGUGUGUCAAAAAUUAAAAAAAAAGAAAGGUUGAUUUAACUUCCAUGUGUCAGAUUUAACCAGACACAAAAGGCUCAGAGCUAAAAGUCCCUAUCCUGUCAAAUAUGCUGUAGGUCUUUCAAAAAGGAGAAGAACCGUACAAAACACUCCAAGAUUGUGUAAAAAAAAUUAGUUGAAGAUUCAAGUGUAUGACUGGAACCCACAAAAGAUUUAACUCUCAUUGCUGUGUUGUCUGUGGUAGGAAGUACUCUAGAAAGGAGUGUCACAUGUCACCAAUGAGUUCUGUUCUGAACAAACAUAAGAGAAUGACGUAUCCAGGCAGAUACCUCUACAUCAUUCUGCACCCAUCAUAACUCUAAAUAACAAGCUGUGUAUUUUCAGGUUUUGAAUGCACGUGUCCAGCUGUGAAAUGUUUCUGUAUUACAUAACAUGCUGAUUUAUACCUUUGUGAUUGAAGAAGUUUCCUUUGCAGAUAGUUAUGCUAUAUUUUUAUGCAGACGUCACACAGCGUCCCAGCUGUUUGUGGAAUUAGGCUUUUAGCUGUGAGAGUUGUUAACCUGUGUUCUGGUGCUGCAAACGGUGAUCGGCUCCUAUUUUUCUUUUUUCUUUUAU